Molecule: messenger RNA, 2535 nt
Organism: Vespula pensylvanica (western yellowjacket)
Lineage: Eukaryota; Metazoa; Arthropoda; Insecta; Hymenoptera; Vespidae
Gene: Git
Product: ARF GTPase-activating protein GIT1
Exons: 13
Coding region: 629-2473 (614 amino acids)
Biological process (GO): regulation of ARF protein signal transduction; brain development
Molecular function (GO): GTPase activator activity; protein binding
Source: RefSeq, a predicted model, not a curated record
UAUAUUUUUGUUGUAAAGUGAAUCGAAUUGAUUUUCGAAAAAUGAUGUUUCUUGAACUACAAAAUUAUUUUUAUUUCAUGCAUGCAAUUUUACUGUUUAUUAUGUUCGCAUUACGACAAAUUUCAUAAAAACUAUUAUUGCUUACUGCAAUCGUGCAUUUAGCCAAGAAGACUCACGUCACGGUAGCUUUACUAAUAAGUAAAAUGACGUCGAGUUUGUUAUUUACAGUCAUAUCAAUAAUAGAAUAAUUAUUAAUUGUUAAUAAUCGUUAUUUAAUUAUAUUAUUUUUCUAGUUUACCCUAAUGUUAUAAUAAAAUAUAUUAUUAAAUAGGAAAAAUGGCUCGUCCUAAACACAGAGUAAAUGGAGAUGUGUGUGCUGAUUGUGGAGCUGUUGUGACACAGAUACUGAUCUUUUGUAGACAAAAAUUGAUUAAAAAUUUUAAUCAAUUUUUGGCUUAUUUAUAUUGUAUAUAAAUAAAAAUAAGUUUAUACAGAACCAGGAUGGGCCUCAAUAAACAGAGCUAUUUUAUUAUGUGAUGAUUGUUGCGGCAUACAUCGUAGUCUUGGACGACAUAUAUCACAUAUUAAGUCACUCCAUAAAAGUAUUUGGAAUAUACAUCUGCUUAAUAUGGUACAUACAUUGAAUGAAAGUGGAGCAAACAGUAUUUGGGAACAUUCUCUCCUAGAUCCUAAUCAUUCUAAGAUUAGCAGAAGAAAACCACAAGCUAAGGAUCCAAUACAUCCAAUUAAAGCAGAAUUUAUUAAAGCUAAGCAUCAACAUUUAGCUUUUAUAUUAAGGCCUAGUAAAGAAGAAUGUUGUAGUGAAGAAGAACUCAGUAGACAAUUACAUAGCAGUGUUCGUACAUCUAAUUUGGAGACUUCAUUAAGAUUAUUGGCACAGGGUGCUAAUCCUAAUUAUUUUUAUAAGGAGAAAGGUACAACUCCUUUACACGUAGCAGCAAGAGCAGGACAAAUAUUGCAAAUAGAAUUAUUGAUUGUUAAUGGUGGAAAUCCUAGUAUAUUAGAUUCAAAUGGGCAAACACCUACUGAAAUAGCUAAAAUGGCAGGCCAUUUGGAUUUAUCAGAACGUAUUAAAGAAUGCAUAUAUGAAGUUACUGAUAGAUUAACAUACUAUGUAUGUUCACGGAAGCCAGAUCAUCGAUCGGAUGAGCAUUUAAUCAUACCUGAAUGUGCAUCAAUGGUAGAAUCAAAUGAUUCAAUUAUCGAAGGACAUAAUAGAUUGCAAACGCUAUCAAAUCAUCUCUUAGAAGAACUCGCAAUAGAUGUAUAUGAUGAAGUAGACCGUAGAGAAAUGGAAAGAAUUUGGUUUUCAACUGCAUCAGCACCAGAAAGAUGUACAGUACCAUUUUUACCUGUUAAUCCACAACUUUCCACAACAAGAAAUCAAGGUAGACAAAAAUUAGCAAGGUUUAUUCCAAAAGAAUUUGCUAGACUUAUUAUAGAUCUACUUACCGAAGCUGGUAGAAGACACAUGCUUUCAAAUAAUAUACAAUUGCAAGACCCUGUGGUAUCAAUGCUUCGUAAAGAACAAUUUGGUAAACAUGGAUCACAGAUGUCUGAUGACGAACCAUUAUAUGACAGUGUAGCUUCUGAUGAUGAUUAUACUUUAACAUCAGUAGAUAAUACCACAACAGAAUUAUCUACUCAGUUAAAAAUUGCUGAUGAGGAUGUUUUCGUUCCAAUGGCAAAAGGUCUUCCAUCAGUAGUAGAAGUUCUAAAAAAGCAAUUAACACUUUCAGAGUCUACUGUGCGAGAUUUACAAAGUCAAAUACAUAUUCUACAAAAUACUGUAGAACAACUUACACAAGAGAAUGUUGGUUUAAAACAAAUAAUUGAGCAUAAUAAAGCAUCUACUGAUGGUAUUUUAAAUGGGCACAUUGGAAAUGAACAAGAACCAGAAUUAGAACCAGUUUUGGAUAUUAAGACAUCUAUUUCAAGAAGCAACCAACGACCUGCAUCUAUGUAUGAGACGAGAGAAGGUUUACGAAAACCAAAUUCAUGGUCUACAACUAUUUGUCAGACCAACAGGGAUACAGAGGCUUUAUCUCGUACAAAUACACAAAGUUUAUGGGACUAUGGCAUUCCUACUUUGCCUCCAAGUGAAGAGGUAACGAGAAGAACAGAGCAAGUAACAAGAAGAAUACAAGAAUUAUGGAUGGCUAUGCAAGAUCCACAUCAACGUGAAGCUUUUGUACCAUGCGCCGAACGUAUACGCGUUGCUGUUGCAGAAUUAACAGCUAUAUUUCCGCAGAAUCCUAUAGAAGAAAAUAUUAAAUCAGCUUUACGUCAACUGAAUGGUAACACUGGUAGACUACAAGCGGAAUGUUCUGGUCUUCAAAGAUGCACUGGUGACGUCGAACAUAUAGGCCAUUGCCUCCAGCAAGUACGUUCUUGUGCAUACGACAUUGCCAAAGCAACUAAGCUUCUUGUUACCCAGUUUCAAAUCUCUUAGAAUCGGUAAUAUUAAUAAAAAAAAAAAAAAAGAAAAUACACACAGCAAAAAGUAUUAUAACU